AUGCGGAUUCCUCAGAUCGUCCUAUCUUUCUUCCUCCUCUUUGCCCUCGCCUUUGCUCUACCCAUCGUGGUGUCCACUCCUGGGUCUGUAGCAGCUGUCAAGAAACGGGCCGGCGGUAAAGGUGGAGGUGCAGGUGGAGGUGGUGGUGGGAGAGGUGGCGGCGGCGGCGGCGCACGGGGUGGCGGCGGUGGUAGGGGUAAUACCGCCGCCGAGGUUAAGGGUAUCAACCAGAACAUCUCGAUCCAAAAGCAGGAGAAACAGGACACCAAAGCCGUGAGCAAGGCCGAAAAGGGAUCACCACAGCAGUUCAACGCCGCCAAAGGGCAGCUUCUCACCACUAUCCAGAAGGGACAGGGUCAGCGCGCAAAGAAUCAAGCGAAUGCCGACAAGAGUAACAAGCAGCUCGUCAACGGUUUGAACAAGGUCCAAGGUGCGCAGGCUCAGGAGCAACAACUGGCCCAGAGUUUGAAGGGCGGCAACACCAAGUCCGAUAGAAACACCCUCAAAACUCUCCAGUCGGACUUUAACAGUGGUAUCAAGCAGAAUGAGGCAAACCGAGCAGCUGCACAGAAUGGGGGCCGUGGCGGCGGCGGGGGUGGUAAGGGUGGAAGGCGAAAUUAG
Messenger RNA from Pyricularia grisea, 621 nucleotides. RefSeq lists its product as uncharacterized. The record is from RefSeq and is a predicted model, not a curated record. The transcript is spliced from 3 exons. Lineage: Eukaryota; Fungi; Ascomycota; Sordariomycetes; Magnaporthales; Pyriculariaceae. The coding region runs from base 1 to 621 and encodes 206 amino acids.